AUGAGUCACUACGAACACCCUUCCUUCGAUCAAGAUCAGCCAGAUGGAGAUGUGGAGAAGCAGGAUGACAGUGAUGGAGUCUGUUCUGCUGGGGGCACUCGUAAGGCCAGCCGAGCGCAAGGGAGUGCAGGUGGACGGGUUAGUGGAGAUGAAAGAGAUGAGUUAAAAGAAUGGGAGUGCUACGACAAGCUAGGGUAUUCCUUUUCCUGGUGGAAAAAAUGGACUAUCAUCUCCGUCAUCUUUGCUGUCCAAACGUCCAUGAACUUCAAUGCCAGUUUCUAUGCCAGCAGCAUCAGUCUGUACGCGACACACUUCAAUAUCUCAGAGCAGGCCGCACGUGUUGGUCAGAUGGGAUUUCUCGUUGCUUAUGCAUUUGGUUGCGAGUUUUGGGCGCCCUUCAGCGAAGAGUUUGGUCGAUGGCCAAUAAUGCAGCUCAGCUUGUUCUUCGUCAAUAUCUGGCAGAUCCCCUGCGCCCUGGCCCCUAAUUUCGGCACUAUUGUUAUCUGCCGCAUUCUCGGGGGUCUAUCCUCUGCCGGUGGUUCUGUAACUCUCGGGAUGGUAGCAGAUAUGUGGGAGCCAGGUGACCAACAAUAUGCCGUGGCCUUCAUUGUGCUAUCAUCCGUGACAGGCUCGGUCAUUGCCCCAGUCGUCGGAGGCUUUGUGGCAACCUUCCUUGACUGGCAUUGGAAUUUCUGGAUCCAGCUGAUCCUUGGAGGCUUCGUGCAGAUAUUGCACUUCUUCGUUCCAGAGACCAGGUGCAGCAUCCUCGUCACCAGAGAGGCUAGGCGAAGACGGAAAGAUGGGGAUAUGGUAUGGAGUGGUGACGAGCUGAAGCAAACUCGUAUGUCCUUCCGCUGGGUCUUCAUGGUUUGGGUCCGCCCAUUUAUUAUGUUCGCGCGGGAGCCUAUCGUCUUGUUCCUCUCUCUCCUCAGCGGUUUCAGCGAUUCUCUCAUCUUCACUUUCCUCCAAUCGUAUACGCCGGUAUACAAGCAAUGGCACUUCAAUACGAUUACAACUGGACUUGCUUUCCUCCCACUUUUGGUGGGCUAUCUCAUUGCCUAUGUUUCAUUCAUUCCAUGGAUUUAUCGGGAUUGUAAGAAACGAGAGAGAGACCCAGAUGCUCUUCAGCCAGAAGCUCGUCUUUAUUGGUUGCUAUAUGUGGCUCCUCUGUUGACAAUUGGUCUAUUUGGAUUUGCGUGGACUAGUCUCGGUCCACCUCAUGUCCAUUGGAUUGCGCCUAUGAUCUUCUCAGCCUUGAUAGCCAUUGCUAAUUAUGCUAUUUACAUGGCCACAAUUGACUACAUGAUUGCCUCGUAUGGUCCAUAUGCUGCCUCGGCCACGGGAGGAAAUGGAAUGGCGCGUGAUUUCCUGGCUGGUAUUGCAGCGAUGUAUUCAGUGCCCAUGUAUACAAACAUGGGUACAACGCAUCACCUUGAAUGGCCUUCUACUUUCUUGGGCUUCAUGGCAAUUCUCUUCACCAUUCCAAUAUACGUGUUCUAUUGGGAAGGUCCUAGGAUUCGAGAUAUGUCACCAUUCGCGCAGACCUUGGCUUCUGACAGAAAGAAGGCUGGCCGCAGGGUUUCUUCUUGUGGUUCCGGUGAUCCAGAUCCCGUUGAAAGGUAUCUUUCUGAACGGUCAUCACAAGCGACCAGAACCAGAUCCGGUUGA
Molecule: messenger RNA, 1668 nt
Organism: Penicillium roqueforti
Lineage: Eukaryota; Fungi; Ascomycota; Eurotiomycetes; Eurotiales; Aspergillaceae
Product: putative MFS multidrug transporter
Exons: 5
Coding region: 1-1668 (555 amino acids)
Biological process (GO): transmembrane transport
Molecular function (GO): transmembrane transporter activity
Source: RefSeq, a predicted model, not a curated record